Molecule: messenger RNA, 605 nt
Organism: Myotis brandtii (Brandt's bat)
Lineage: Eukaryota; Metazoa; Chordata; Mammalia; Chiroptera; Vespertilionidae
Product: interferon omega-1-like
Exons: 3
Coding region: 1-579 (192 amino acids)
Biological process (GO): humoral immune response; response to exogenous dsRNA; B cell proliferation
Cellular component (GO): extracellular region
Molecular function (GO): cytokine activity; type I interferon receptor binding
Source: RefSeq, a predicted model, not a curated record
AUGCUUAUCAAAAGCUGGAAAAGCACGGAACUGAGAAGAAUCUUGGAAAAUAUGGAAGACGUUCACCAGCACUGUUCUUUUACUUUGUCCAAGACGCCCAGCACAGCCAGGAGCACCCUCAUUUGCCCAUGGCCCUCCUGCUCUCUCUACUCACUGAACACCCUGGUGGUGUCCAGUUAUGGCCACGGUGAAUCUCUGGGCUGUGACCUGCCUCAGGACCACGUCCUGCUCAGCAGGGAGAACUUAAUGCUUCUGAGCCAAAUGAGCACGAUCUCCCCUUUCUUCUGUCUGAAGGACAGAAAGGACUUCAGAUUCCCCCGGGCAACGGUGGAUGGCAGCCAGGUCCAGAAGGCCCAGGCCAUCGCUGUCCUCCACGAGAUGCUCCAGCAGGUCUUCAACCUCUUGUCCACAGAGACCUUGAAGAGGUACUUCCAGGGCAUCUGUCUCUACAUGAAGGAGAAGAAAUACAGUGACUGCGCCUGGGAAGUUGUCAGAGUGGAAAUCAGGAAAUCCUUCUACUCAAUAACAGCCUUGCAAGAAAGGCUAAGAAAUAACGAUGGAGACGUGGGGUCACCUUGAAAGGAUUCUCAUGGAUGAAUGUGCCA